Messenger RNA from Hyla sarda, 6624 nucleotides. RefSeq names its product FCH and mu domain containing endocytic adaptor 2 (gene FCHO2). The transcript is spliced from 26 exons. NCBI's taxonomy places the organism in Eukaryota, Metazoa, Chordata, Amphibia, Anura, Hylidae. Gene Ontology annotation, cellular component: cytoplasm; plasma membrane; clathrin-coated vesicle. Gene Ontology annotation, biological process: clathrin-dependent endocytosis; synaptic vesicle endocytosis; clathrin coat assembly. Bases 180 to 2618 code for a protein of 812 amino acids. The record is from RefSeq and is a predicted model, not a curated record.
GAGGAGGGGGUGGAGGAGGAGGAGGAGGAGGAGGAGGUGGCUGCGGGAUUCCGUCUGGUUCCGUAGGCUGGAGGAGAGCCGAGGGAGGACACCACUACAUCGGGCCGGGGCACCGGCGGGCUGUGGGCCGCAUUGGAGACAAUACCCGGGAGCUGUGAGCCCCUCUUCCCACCAGCAGGAUGGUCAUGGCGUAUUUCCUGGAUAAUUUCUGGGGGGAAAAGAAUAAUGGCUUUGAUAUCCUUUACCAUAACAUGAAACAUGGGCAGAUAUCAACCAAGGAGCUGUCAGAGUUCAUACGAGAGAGAUCCUCAAUAGAAGAGGCAUACUCCAGAUCAAUGACAAAGCUUGCCAAGUCUACCAGCAACUGUACACAACUCGGAACAUUUGGGCCAGUUUGGGAUGUCUUUAAAACAUCAACGGAAAAGCUCGCCACCUGUCAUCUAGAACUUGUAAAAAAAUUGCAGGACCUUAUUAAAGAUCUUCAGAAAUAUGGAGAAGAGCAGCUGAAAGCACAUAAGAAGACGAAGGAGGAAGUAUCUGGAACCUUGGAGGCCGUACAGAACAUCCAGAGUAUUACACAAUCGCUGCAAAAAGCCAAGGAACUUUACAACAUCAAAUGUGUGGAACAUGAGCGGUUGAAGAAGGAAGGAGCAGCUCCGAAAGAGAUAGAGAAGGCUGCAAUAAAAGCAAAAAAAGCCACAGAGAGCUAUAAGACCUGUGUAGAGAAAUAUGCUGCUGUUAAAUCUGACUUUGAACAGAAGAUGGCGGAGACUGCUCAGAAGUUUCAGGACAUUGAAGAGGCACAUCUUGUUCGGGUGAAAGAGAUCAUUGGCUGCUUCUCCCAUUCUGUUAGUGAGGUCCAUAUUCAGAUAGGCCAGGUUCAUGAAGACUUUAUAAAUAACAUGGAGAACAUCACGGUGGAUAGUUUACUGGAGAGGUUUGCAGAGUCGAAGGGCACUGGGAAGGAAAGACCCGGCCCCAUUGAAUUUGAAGAGUGCAAUGCAGCGGUUGCGGUAGAAGGGGUAAAGCAGAAGAAAAGAAAGACUUUUGGACUUCCAACUAAAAUGAAAAAGAAGGAUGACCCAGAGCCUGGGGAGAAUGCUGAUGCUGAUUCCAUUAACCUCCCUGCUGUUGAUGAAGAGGGAUUCAGUAUAAAGCCUGAAGAAAACCAGAAUGAUACCAAAGAAAAUCACUUUUACUCAUCGAGUGAUUCUGACUCAGACGAUGAUGGACCGAAGAAAUUCCAUGUGGAGAUUAAACCUGUACAGCCAAACAAUGGACCUCAUCACAAUGUGGCCUCCCUGGAUGAGCUGAAGAUGUCCAUUGGGAAUAUCUCCCUCUCUCCAGCACCUUCUCGACAAAGUCCGGCACAAAUGACACGGAAUAUGUCAAGUGAAGAGAUGACAAAGAUGAAAAUGUCUGGAACUAUUGACAGAGUUAACAGUGAUCUCCUAGCCUGGGAUCCGUUGUUUGGAAGCUCAGUGGAAUCAUCCUCUAUAUCCUCCUCCAGUUCUACAGUGUCACCACCAGCACGUCCCACUACACCACUUUCCGUUGGCACAAUAGUCCCCCCACCAAGACCUCCAUCAAGACCAAAGCUUUCUGCUAGCAAGCUUAGCGGUAUUAAUGAAGUACCAAGGCCCUUCAGCCCUCCGGUUACAUCUAACACUAGUCCACCUCCUUCUGCUGCUUUACCUCGUGCUGAAAGUUCAUCCUCUAUAUCCUCUUCCACUUCAAUAAGUGCAGCAAAUACUCCCACAUUUGGUAUAUCCCGUGGCCCCAGCCCUGUUACCUUAGGAAGUCAAGAUACAUUACCUGUUGCUGUGGCACUUUCUGAAUCUGUUAACGCAUACUUCAAAGGUGCUGAUCCUGCAAAGUGCAUUGUGAAGAUAACUGGAGACAUGACAGUGUCCUUUCCAACUGGGAUCAUAAAGGUGUUCACAAGUAACCCAUCUCCAGCAGUGCUCUGCUUCAGGCUAAAGAACACCAGCAAGCUUGAGCAGAUUCUACCAAAUACACAAUUGUUAUACAGUGAUCCAUCACAAAGUGACAACAACUGUAGAGACUUCUGGAUGAAUAUGCAAGCAGUUACUGCCUACCUCAAGAAGUCUUCUGAGCAGAACCCGUCUGCCUCCUAUUAUAAUGUCGACAUCUUGAAAUAUCAGGUGUCAUCAAAUGGCAUCCAGUCCACUCCACUCAACCUCGCCACCUACUGGAAGUGUAAUGCUAACACUACUGAUGUUAGACUGGAUUACAAAUAUAACCCAGAAUCUAUGGCAAUGCCCAGUGCAUUAUCGAACAUCCAGGUUGUGGUUCCAGUGGAUGGAGGUGUCACAAACAUGCAGUCUAUUCCCACUGCAGUAUGGAAUGCAGAACAGAUGAAAGCCUUUUGGAAAAUAUCUGUGAUUUCAGAAAAGUCAGAAAAUGGAGGAUCAGGAUCACUCAGGGCAAAAUUUGAUGUAUCAGAGGGGCCUAGUACCCCUAGCACGCUGGCUGUACAGUUCAUGAGUGAUGGAAGCACCUUGUCUGGAGUGGAUAUUGAGCUUGUUGGAACAGGCUAUCGUCUUUCUUUGGUGAAGAAGAGGUUUGGCACAGGAAAAUACAUGGCCGACUGUUGAUUUUAAAUUUUUUUAUUUUUUUUAAAUCAUGGGAUGUAAGAAAACUGCUUUCCUGUUAAUUUAUCGGAAAUUUUCCAAAUGCUGUUUUAAUUAUAGAUUUAUAUAUAUAUAUUUUUAAUUUUUGACUUGUUCAGAAGGUAUUUCUAUAUCGCUGCCAACUACAAAGCAUAAAAAUGCACUUUUUAGGAGUCAUUUUGUGGAAUAUCUAUAAGACAUUGUUGUAGCACUGAAGUUUUCUGCAGUCAUGGUUAAGUGUCCGUCCUUUGAAAAGAAAAAAAAAUUAAAAAAAUGGCAAAUUCUGUGUAUUUGUAUAAAAGUCCACACUUUUCCUAUCCAAAUAGCCAUUUUUUAUCACAAAAGACUACAUUGUUACAUUUGAUAAUUUCAGAAAUUGCAAGAGCAAUCAGACUACAUAUAUACAGUGUUUUAUACCCCUGUAAAUGGUCCACUACAAAGAUUUCCCUUUUUUAAAGCCCAAUUCUCCAAUUCAGGGUAUAGUUUUCCUUCCACUUCAGCUUGGACCCCUAACCCACAUUCGGUGGACGCAGCCAUUAUUUUGACUGGUCUAGUAAGUGUAUAUUGACUAAAUUAUUUGCUACGACAAAACUUGCCAGUUUCUUAUAAAAACAAUAGCUGCUUUAAUUGUGUGUAGGUGCAAAAUCCAUAAACAAACUUAUACGUAUAUGUCCAUGAUCCCUCAUUAUUUAAAGGGACGUGUUUUUUUAUAUUGACAAAGCUUCCGGUUUGUAUACUUUUUACCAUAAAUCAUAUUUUAAUUUUUAUUUUAUGACUAAUUUCAAUGAAAGUGCAAUUACAGAAAAACAAAAUAAGACAACAUGAAUUUUCCUUUCCUAUUAGCGAUCACUCUUUCAGGCAAUGCAAUUUUGUUAUGUUUGAACAUCUGUGCCUUUCCCGAUCAGGUUCUAUUAACCUUUACUUCCAUUGUACACUAUAGAAAUCGGUGGUUGACAGCCUGUGGCUCUCCAGUUAUUGUGAUCCUCCAACUUAAAGGGCUAGUUUAUUGUCAUGUAUGCAAACUUCCAAAUGCCACGGAUAGACCUCAGUGUGCCGGUUUGUAGGGCUAGAUGUCAAACAACUGUUUUAUUUUACAUGCUUUAUUUUGGGGGAUUAUUAUAUAUAUUCGUAUUUUGUAUUUACCCAAAGAUCCACAGGUGUAAUGUAUAGUCUAGAAGUGGGGGGCAGGGAAACUAGUGAUAUGUCAUACAAAAAUUGUCUUUGCUGUUGAAAAACUGCCACAUAUACUAGGGUAUGGACAUGCCCCUGCAUUGUCACAUUUUGUUUAAGCCAUUCAUUUACUUGGUAUAAGUUAAACCCUAACCACUUAAAACCUAAAGAUGUUCUUCAACUGGGUCCUCACUGGAGAGGGAGGGGCUGAAUUAGAGUGUGAAGACCCUCCCAAAAAGCUUUCCAUAUCUAAUAUCAGACCAAGAGUCAGUCCUAAAUUGUUAGCGGGGCUUGGCUUUAGUUCACCUUAUCUUUAUAUGGAGAGGCUUUCUUGGAACAAUUUUUCAUUUCCACUUAUUUGUAUUAAGAUUGCUUGUUUCCACCCUUUCUCCGUUAGAAAUGAGCACAUAUAUAACACUAAUAAGAAUAUUUGCAGAUAUGGCUGAGUCCCUCAUUUUGUUUGUAAAACGGAGGCUGCACAACAUAUGUUUGUGAUGAGUUCUACAGCUUUCUUUCUUUGGAUUGCUUUUAAAAGGAAUCUCCACUGCCCCAGCGUUCGGAACAUUUUGUUCCUGACACCUGGAGCGGGCGGCGGGGGUCGUGACGUCACGCCACACUUCUCAAUGCAAGUCUAUGGGAGGGGGGCGUGGCGUCGCCACGCCCCCUCCCAUAGACUUGCAUUGAGGGUGUGUGGUGUGACAUCACAAGGGGCAUAGCUGUGAUGUCACGACACCCACACCCAGCGUUCUAAACGAAUGCUGGCUGUUGCACAGAGAUCGCGUGGUUCCCAGCUGUGGGGCCCCCGCAAUCUGACCUCUUAUCCCCUAUCCUUUGGAUAGUGCAUAAGAAGUCUUGGUGCGGAGUACCCAUUCAAAGCGGUAUUCCAUCUUGUGAUGGUAUAUUGUUAGAAUCUGCAUCCAAUUAUGAUCACUAAGGGUCCCAUCUUUGGGACCCUUAGCAAACAUUGUGUGGGAUGCAGUGCUAUACCAGAACAAUGUAUAGCACUGCAUCCCCCACACUGUUUGUUCACUCUGCAGCAUUGUCACUCACUAAGCAGGGAAGUGCAGUGUGGCCCUAAUAAAGUCAAUGAGGCUGGCUUUGGAGGACACAUCUAUGUAUUACAUGGCAAGCCCAUUGGUUUCUCUGGGCACUGUGUAAUGCUUCAUUUGUCCUGUGGUGGUGUUGGAAUAAAGUUGAACACUUGCUGACAGGUUCUUCAGCACAUCAGUGUAUUGCUGGUGAUCCCAUUAGUGGGAAAUGCUGUAGUCCGCUUAGGUAAUGGUUCAUGCUAAAAGUCAGGCAACAUAGACACAUGCAGACCUGGCAAAGCCUAUUUAAGUCUAUCAGCUAUGCAAACUAUUCUAGUAGCUUAGCUUUAAAAGGGUUGUACUCCGGCAGAAUAUAGAAAACAAAAACAUGUCUGCCUGCUUAAACAAACCAAAUUCUGCCACACUCCCCUGGCUCCUUCAGUAUUGCUGCUCCCAGUCUAUGCCACACUCCUCUUUCUGAUGCUGGGGGGGGGGUCAAUAGUCCAAUCACUGGCUGAGGCAGUACAACAAUGCGGCCAGUGUCUGGGAUCAAUAUGCUAAAUAAAUGCUCAACCAAACACCUGGGAAGUAGAGUGUGGCAGAGACCAGGAGCAGUGCGGGAGGUAAGUACAGGUUCUCCUUGUUUUUUGUUUAAGCCAAGUUUGUAAAUGUAUGUAGAAUGUUUGUGUAUGUAUAUGCAUAUACAUUUUUUUUACUGUUUAUUUCUGCCGGAGUACCCUGUUAACUUAUGUACAGUUCUGGUCUUGAGGGGGUGGUAAAUGAUACUGGUGUACUCUUUUUAGUGUUCUCUGAAUGCCAUGUCAUGCAUCACCCCCUUAUGCUGUGCUCCAGGCAAAACACACUGUAUAGAUGAAUUAACUAGUCUCCAAUCAAACAGGUUUUAAGGAGAACUCAUGAUAAAUAUGUGGUAAGUUUUAUGAUACUUUUAAAUGUUAACAUUUUAUUAAACUUGUUUCUUGUAUUAAAAGAAAAUCCUCAACAUUAUAAAUGAAUGACUCAGUACAGUACUCAAUUUUAUAUGUAACUUGAACCACCGCUCUGACUGUAUAUUCUGCAGAUGUUUAACCAAAGUUACUCUAUAAUACAGUAUACAGUGCAUACGUUACCGGUUAAGACUUCUACUACUAAGCAAUAACACUUCUUACCAUUACACACUAUUUAAUGUGCUCUUAGCAAUAUAACAAGCAAUACAUGUGUGAAGGGCAAUGCAUUUAUUAGGCCUUUUUAUGCUACAGUUUGGGAAGCUAAUGACACUUUUGGUUCUCUAUUGUAAUCUGUUUUUCCACUCUGACCUUUAACUAUCUGGAUUAAUAGUUUUUUUUUUCUGCAAAAAUACAAAGCAGAACUAUAUAAACCUAGUCAUAUAUAUAUACAUUUUAGCACUUUUAAUCAUACAUAAUCAAAAAUGUAUUUGUUGUAAGAGCAGGUUACAAUACUGAAGCCAUACAGAUUUAUAUGAAUGAAAUAAAUUUGAAUCUCCAGGUUGAUGCUGGUAUCUGCCAAAUGUCGUGUUUUGUUUAGCGAGCUGGCUCUUGCUUUUGUACACAGUUCUAUCCUUGUAGCUGCCUCUUGUGUAGAUGACUUUGUAAACACUGAAAGAUUAAAGUAAACCUGAAUUUUUAUGGAAUGUUCUUACUUUUGAUUGUAAAUUAAAAACAAAACAAGUUUUAUCUUACAAAAAAAAUAUGUAAAUGUAAAUAUUUUUUUUUUCGUUUUUCUUUUCAUAAUGUAAAUUUUACAAAUUAUGUUGCAUCUGUAAUAAACGUGUAAUA